This is a messenger RNA of Callithrix jacchus (white-tufted-ear marmoset), 7510 nucleotides long. It is a transcript of the gene CCDC82, whose product is annotated as coiled-coil domain containing 82. The record is from RefSeq and is a predicted model, not a curated record. Gene Ontology annotation, cellular component: nucleus. NCBI's taxonomy places the organism in Eukaryota, Metazoa, Chordata, Mammalia, Primates, Cebidae.
CCCUCCCACCGCCCGGUCCCGCCCCUCUCUCCUCCCAGAGGCGGGACUUCCCCUGGUCCCCGGAAGAGGGAGGAGCGUCGCUUGUCUACAGCUGGUGCCUGGGGCGGAGGCGGAGGCGGAGGCGGAGGCAGAGGCGGAGGCGCUUUGAAAGAAGCUUAAGUGAAAAUGGUACAUGUUAGAAGACAUGAAACAAGGAAAAAUUCUAAAAGUCACGUGCCUGAGCAGAAAUCUCGAGUUGAUUGGAGGCGAACCAAAAGAAGCAGUAUCUCACAAUUAUGUGAUAGUGAUGAAGAGCUUGAUAAUGAUGAAGAAUUUGAUAGUGAUGAAGAGCUUGAUAGUGAUGAAAGUGUUGAUAAUUAUGAAAGUUUUGAUGAUGAAGAGCUUGAUAGUAACAAAGGAUUUGAUUGUAAUAAAACACCAGGAAGUGAAAGAGAGCUUAAAUUAAGUAAAGUUGAAAGUCAAGGAAACGACAGUAAGAAUCUCAUUAACUCUGGCAACAGUUCAACCUAUGUAGAAGAAAUGAACAAAACUAAACAUAGGAAUAUUGACUUACAAGAUCAGGAAAAACAUCUAAGUCAAGUGGAUAAUGUUCUCAACAAACAAACUGGACAAAUAAUAGAGGAUGAUUUAGAAGAAGAACACGUCAAGCGAGGAAAAAGAAAAAGGCUAUCCUCUGUGAUGUAUGACAGUGAUGAGAGUGAUGACAGUGAUAUCCUAGUUAGAAAAGUAGGUGUUAAACGUCCACGUAGAGUGGUUGAAGAUGAAGGUUCUUCAGUGGAAAUGGAGCAAAAAACUCCUGAACAAACAUUAGCUGCACGAAAGCGAGAACAACUUCAGAAGCUGAAAGAACUCUCAAAACAAAGAUCUCGUCAGAGACGCAAUAGUGGUAGAGAUUUUGAGGACUCUGAAAAGGAAUCCUACCCAAGCAGUGAUGAAGAUAAUGAGGAGGAAGAAGAGGAUGAUUAUGAAUCUGAUGAAGAUGGAGAUGAUUAUAUUAUCGAUGACUUUGUAGUGCAAGAUGAGGAGGGAGAGGAAGAGAAUAAAAACCAACAAGGAGAAAAAUUGACUACAUCACAACUGAAAUUAGUAAAACAGAAUUCUCUUUAUUCUUUUAGUGACCACUAUACUCAUUUUGAAAGAGUUGUGAAGGCUCUUCUGAUCAAUGCUUUAGAUAAAUCUUUCCUGGGAACAUUGUAUGAUGGCACGAGGCAAAAAUCAUAUGCAAAAGAUAUGCUCACAUCUCUUCAUUAUUUGGAUAACCGCUUUGUUCAACCUCGUCUAGAGAGUUUGGUAUCUAGAAGUCGUUGGAAAGAACAAUAUAAGGAGCGGGUAGAAAAUUAUUCUAAUAUAAGUAUUCGUUUGAAGAAUCCUGAAAACUGUCCCUGCCAGGCUUGUGGACUGCAUCGCUACUGUAGAUAUUCAGUGCAUUUAUCAGGAAAGUUGUAUAACACCAGGACCAUGGAAAUAGAUGAUUUCAUGUCACAUGAUAAACAGGUGUUCACUGUUGGCAGAAUUUGUGCUGACCGUACCAGAAUUUAUCAUAAACUGAAACAUUUUAAAUUCAAACUGUACCAGGAAUGUUGCUCCAUUGCAAAGACAGAAGAAGUUGAAGAUGAACAGGUUAAAGAAACAGUGGAAAGAAUUUUCAGUCAAUCAAAAGAAAAUGGCUGGAUUGAGGAGAGUAUAGGACUCACCUCUGCUUGUCUGCUUCCUAUUCUUUAGAACAGUUCUUGUGACCUGAGAGUGAAGAAGCACCUGGUGCCAGUCUGAGGAAAGGAUCUCGGCUGCCAGUUCUAAUACCACCCACAUCCUCUUCUUGAGGACAUGGGACUGAGCAGUGAGCACUAUAACUGAAGAUCAAGGGGAAUGCAGAGGUUUCAGGCCACGGCACUGAUUUUGACUCCCCCCAUAUCCUAUUGAUCACUAAAUUUGAUAUCAGGAGUAAAGUGGGGGCUUUGAAGAGUGCACUGGAUUCCCGAAGAUCUGCUGGCAGCUCAUAAGCUCUGGUCUGCUCACAGAGCUUUUAGAAUUGUUUAUGGUAUAUGGAAAUAAUGCUAAUAAGACUGCAGUCUUCUAAAACCAGUCUAGUUACAUGAAUAUAUAAGAGAGAACAAAUCGUAGAUUUUCAGGCAACUCAUAUCAACAUUUAAUCUUCAAAAGAAAAAAAAAGCCUGACCUGAGAUCCAUUGCCUGGGUUAUAUCAUAGGGACAUUUGUAAAAGAGGAAUAUAAAAAAUAAGGCAAGAGAGCUUAGAAAACAAACUUAUUGGCAAAGGGAAAGAAAAGAGAAUAGGAACGUUCUUAGGACAUGUCAUGUUUAGUGGAGGUCUCCCAGUCUAGAGAAUGACAUCAUUAUUGAUUUCCCUUUAACAAUUAUUCUCCCACCACAAACCACCACCCAGUGAUCUUGCCUGCCUCCCACAUCUUGAUCCUUACGUCUUCUUUCUCUCAUUUUAUUCUCUUCAGCUUUUUGCCUUUUACUUUGCUUCUACUUCUCCUACCCCAAAUGCUUCUCCCCGCUUACCUAUACUCUUUCAUUUGCCUUAGGAGAGAGCCAUCACUUAUUCAGUAACUUCCCAUCUUCAUUUUCCUAGACAACAUUAAAUUCUUAAGUGCUUUUAUUGAUGCCUUUAAGUGUUGCCAACUCUCUAGUAGAAUUGCAAAACCUAUUGGGGUGGCACAGUUAUAAAGAAUUGGAUACUAUGUAUAGAAAAAUCACUGUGCAUAUACUGUAUAUGUUAUAUAAUAGUAUCAUAUAUAGGGAAGAACACUGAACUUCUUGCAGAAAAAACGCAUUUUCAAGUCAUGUGUCCCAGAGAAAGCUUAACAAGGUUUAGGACACCAGAAGGGACCUGGAAUUUUUAAAAAACAUAUUCUUUUUGCAUAAUAUAACACUUGGCUCUCUUAGGAAAAGAAAGGAGCUUAGCCUUUCUUUUCAAGAAAGCUAACUGUCAUAUUAUGCAUAAAGAAUAAUGUUUAGCAUUAGGCAUUGAAGGUAUUUCAAGAUUUUACAUGUCUAGGACAAUAUGCACAUUUUUUCCACAUAAAAAUAGCAAAGAUCUUCAUUUUUUUUUGAGAUUCCUCCACUUAAAAAAUUUGUUUGUAGGUUUUCUCAAAAGAUUUCCUAGAAACCACAGAAGUUUAUAGCCAAUAUAAACCCAUUUGCAGCUUUUUGUGCUAUGAUGAAAUUUCAAAAUUUGUCAAGUGCUCUGAUAUUUCUCAUCCUCACUCUGUCCCUGUCACUGUGUGCCUUUGGGUGAUAGCACUGCAUGUGCUUUGUGAUGUGUGCCGCCUUUGGCUACAGUCUGGUAGAGUUACUCUAACCUUUUAGAAUGCCUGGGGCUCAGGGUUACUUGAAUGCCAUCUCCAUAGCACCUUCUGCUAAUAUUUCCCAAUUAUGCCAACCCCUUUUUUUGCCUUAGACAUACUAUUUGCUUCUGUCUUUCUGCCUCUGGCUUGUAUUCUACACCUUACUUUUUCCCUUACCUGCUUCUUAAGCCAUUUUACUUUCAUUACCUCAGGAUGUCUCAGCCAGCAGGUCUUCCCAAAGACAUGCCAACUAGACUGACUUCAUUCUUCUUGUUCUUCCUUCUAAAGGCUGAACUAGGGUGAUCCACUUUUAAUGUAAUAAUACUAAAGGGGUGUAGGAGCAACUCAAGUAUAAGAAAAGAACAAAUAAUAGGAAAAUUUUAAUAAAACCAAAAUACAUAGUAAACAUAAUAAUGCAUGUCUUAUUCUGAAGAACAGUUCAAUAACAUACUCUAAUAUGACACUGGCAAAAUUCUAACAAAUAGUUGUUCAUUAAGAAGAAAGUGUAUAUGAUGAUGGGAUUUCCUGAGAAGUUGAAGAUAGGAUUAUUGGGAUUGGCUGGUGGAUGCAUGAACACCAGGUAGUAAAGAAAGCAUGUCAAUAGAAGUAUCAAGUGCCAUUUUAUUCUGUAAAUACUGUAUGUAAAACUGUUACAAGUGACAGUUGUAUGUAAAUGUUAAAUGUAUUGAAGAAUAGUUAUAUGAAUCAUAAUUUAAAAUUAUAAUUAGAUAUCCCUUGGCUUCCUUUUCAACUUUUUCUUUCCCUUUUUUCCCACCUGUAAACUGAUGCUUCUCAAAACAUGGCCCUAAACUAUGUCAGAAUCACCUAUAAGUUUUUGAAUAAUGUAUAAUCCCCUAGCCUCAUCCCAGAUUUAUUGAAUGACAAUCCUUGUGGAUGUUAAACAACCAAUAUUUUUAGCACUGGUGACUCUUAAGUAGAUAAAAGUUUGAGGAUCGCUGCUAAAAAGUACCUGUUAACACUGAAUUCUGUCCUCAUCUUCUCAGUUUCCUUUGCAAAUAAUUUCCCUUCUGCAUCUGCAGUUCCAGCUGCUACUUCUGAGUAGACGAUUCCAAACUUCUCUUAUAUUCUGACCUCUUUCCCACACUUCAUUUCCACAAUUCUAACUGUUUUCAUCAGUAGGUCCAUCAGGCAUUGUAAGAGAGUAGUCGUCACUAUUGAAAUAAGACCCAAACCCUCCAAAUUUUUAGUAUAGAAUUAUGAGAGCAGCAUCUUUAGGGGGAGAGGAUAGCAGAGUAAUACUAACUGCAAUGUUGUGAGUUUCACUUUCCUUUUCAAGAUUUUUAUUUUUUUUCUUGCCAAAGCUGCAUCCCAACCACACCAUUUAAAUCUCAGAAACAGCAUACUCAUACUGGUUAAAAAUGUAGGCUUAAGUAUUUGCUUUGCCUCUUACUAGCAGUAGAAUUUGGGAGCAAGCUAUUUUAUUUCUCUAAGCCUAAGUUUUCUCAUCUGUAAAGUGGCAACUAAAACAGUAAUAAUGAUAAGGGUUUUGAUUGUGGAGAUUAAAUAUGUAACAUGUUUUAAGCAUUUUGUAUAUUUCCUAUUAGUAAGUGAUCAAUUAAUCUUAACUGUUAGUUGCAAUGAAAGCAAGGAGAGGUUUUCCUUCCUCCUAUCUUAGUAGAGCUGAGAUAAAUUUUAAUUGUCCUAGGUGGGUGUGGUGGUACACAGCUAUAGUCCCAGUUACUUGGAAGGCUGAGGUGGUAGAAUCACUUGAGUCCAGGAGUUCAAGGCCAGCCUGAGCAAGAUAGUGAGACCCUGUCUCUUAAAAUAUUUUUUUAAUUUUUAAUUUUUAAUAAAUAAUAUAGAGGAUAUGAAGAAAGAUAAUAUGAAAAGCAUUAAAACAUUCAAACUUUUAAAUUAUAGGUUUCUAAUCCUAGAGUACUUUACUUGUAUCUAAUAAAAUCUAUCUAAGUACUAGGCCAAAGAAAAUUCCUAAGUAGUCCCAAGGACUACUUUAUGUUCUUCUGUCUUUCCUGAGAAGGAGAUCCAGUCAGAUAUCAUAGGAUUAUAAAAAAGAGUUUCAUGGUCUUCAAGGUCUAAAAGGAAAGUGCACUUCUCACAUUCCCUUCUGUAGGUCCCUGUCACCACAAAAGUCUGGGUCUCUGGGUUCCUCUCUCAUUUCACUGAGGAUUGAAACAGAGUCAGGAAACCAGUAUGUCAUUAAUCUCCUCACCGAAGUAAAUACUUUGAACACUGUAUGUCUGAAACUGAAAUCAUGUAUCUCUUUCCCUCACACAAACAGCCUGCAAAAUAACCCUGCCAUUACUCUACUCUGUCAACUUCGAAAUCUCUAAAUCAUUCUUGACUCCUCUCUUAACUUGUUCCACCUUGUUCUUUACUCUUCCUCUUCAUUGCUAUCACUCAAAUUUGGAUCCUCAUGACCUAAAUUGUUAUCAUAGACUCAUAACUAGUUGCUGAACUAUUCUAGAAUGAAUACUUUACCAAUUUUCUUAAAGUACACCUUAGAUCAGUUCAGUCCCCUCCUCCAAAACCUUUAGCCAUUUUCCAUUACCUGUCAAAUGAUUGUUCAACUGUUUUGCCAGUAUUUUAUAAUUUGUAUUCUCUGAACUCAGUCUCUUUGGUUCAGUAUUUUUCUCUCUCUGUUCUCUUAAAAAUACCCAGGUUGUAGUCAAGUCCCAUAUUUUCUUGUCAUGUCACUGUUUGGUGGUCUAUUGUCUUUUACUGAAAACUCUCGCCACCAACUCUUUGGCUACCAAAUCUGUUUUCCCAGGACAACUUAAAUGCCACUCUUUUGCUGGUUACCUCUACUAACCAUGACAUCUCUUCUGAACCUCAUGACAGUGUCUGUACCUCUUUUGGCACUUAUUACUGAUUGUUAUUGGUGUAUUACUACUGAACUCUAUUCUCCUUAGGGGAAGGGAAAGUAUCUUUAAAACUUUGUACAUGGACAGUCAUAGCAGAGCCUUUGAUAUAUAUGUUCAACAAAUUUUUUAUCAAGUUAUUGAAGUUACUACAUUUCUACUCUAAAUAUGAUAAUAGAAAAUUUGUAAUUUACAACACGGUUAGAAAAUUAAUAAUGUUAUUCACUUUGAUCUCUUUCCAGUGCUUUUUAUGAAUUGGAAAUGCUUAUUUGAAAUUAAAUUUCUGUUUAUCAUAAAAAGAUUUUUGUUCACGAUUACCAUGAAAUGAACUUACCCUAAUUGUGUCUGUAGUUUGCAAAGGCCCAGUUUAUCUUCAUUGCUUUGAGUAAAAUAACUAGCUUUUCUAUUGUAUAUGCAGAAAUAUGGUCGACUUGAAGAAUAUCUCAAUUCUGCGGAUUACUUUCAAGAAGAGAAGUUUGACUGAAUUGUAACACAUUUCCAUCAGAGAAGAUUUUUUAAAUUCCUAUAAAUGUGAAGAUCAUGAUUCUUGUUUUUCUGUAUCAUGUGACAUAUUUAUACAUUUUAUAUAUAUCUUCAUGGCAAAAUAUUUUGUUUAAAACAUGGUUAUCUUUAUUCCUGUGAAAUGGCACUCUAUAGUCUGAUUGAACUUUUAUGUGAUGUACAUAAAACAUUAUCUUAAUAAUUUUUAAGUCUGUAAAUGUAUUUUAAAGUUAUAUAAUAAUGGCUUUAUAACAGAUGACUGUCAACUGAAUGAGCUGUCCAUGUCUUGCCAAUUUAGUCAAAAUAUUUUGUAUUUUAAAAAUAUAGACUAACAUAUACAUGUAUUUUUGCUGAAUUCCUGACCAGACCUGUUUAUUAUCCUUUUACAGUAUUAGGUCAUUUUCACUAACAUAUUUUUUACUGCUAUCAUCAAAUCCGUGGGCCAUGGAAGAAACCUCAAUAUAUCAUUCACUUCAAUCCCCUGGCUUCAGAAACAGAUUGUUGCAUAUCCAUUCUAAGUAGAGGAAUGAUUGUUUUUCUUUUCUAGAAAGUUUCUCUUUCAAACAUAUUUCCAAUCUCCAGAGAGUCUUUCAGCCUUCACAUUCAGGAACAAUUUUAUGUAAAUUUUCAUGCUUUAUAAUGUUGAUGCUUUUUUCUGUUCAAUUUUGUCUAUAUGUUAAUGAUUAAGAUUUUUUUUUUAUUUUUAGCCAUAACUUUUUUCAUGUAAGUAUAUAUGUUAGUGUCAGAACUGCUGAGCGAUAAAUUCAGCCAAAAACACUUGGAAAGCAUAUUUUAGUAUCUGCAUUGCUUUGCACAUCUAAAUUUUGCCAAAAAGUAAUAAAGCAAAAUUGAACAAAUGAA